AUGGCCGCUGCAGUCGAGUCGCUGCGCUCCAUCCUCUUUGGAAACCCCAUUGCGCUCACCCUCGGCGAUGCGCUCAACUCCUUUUCAGAGCGCCGCGCCAAGCUCGGCCUGGCCAACCCCGGCACGAUAGAGCACCUGAGUAAGGAGGUCCAGCGCGAUGUCUUCCUCACCAACCACAUGUUCACCGGCGUCCGCGCCGACCUCACCAAGGCCUUCAGCAUGUCUCCGCUGUUCCAGGUGUCGCACGGCUUCGCCAUGGGCGAGAAGCUCAACCCCUACACCUUUGCCGCCAUGUACGGCACCUCCAACGUCUUCUGCCAAGCCAACGUCGACAACGAGGGUUCCGUCUCCGGCCGCUUCAACCUCCGAUGGUCGGACAGGCUCAUCUCCAAGGUCCAGGCCUCCAUGUCGCCCGAUAACCAGGACAUGGCCCAGUUCGAGCACGAAUACAUGGGCAACGACUUCAGCGCCAACCUCAAGAUGCUCAACCCUUCCUUCCUCCAGGGCGGCAUGACCGGCAUCUUCAUCGGCAGCUACCUGCAGUCCGUCACCCCCAAGCUUGCGCUCGGCCUCGAGACUGUCUGGCAGCGCCCCUCGCUUGGCCAGGGCCCCGAAACCGCCGUUUCCUACUGCGCCCGAUACAAGUCUCUCGACUGGGUCGCCACCGCUCAGCUCCAGGCUGCCAUGGGCACUCUCAACACCUCUUUCUGGAAAAAGAUCUCUGAGCGCGUCCAGGCUGGUGUCGACCUGACGCUCGGCCUCGUGCCUUCUGCGGGCAUGAUGGGCGGUGGUCUGCAGAAGGAGGGUGUCACCUCCGUCGGUCUCAAGUACGACUUCCGCAUGUCGACCUUCCGCGCCCAGGCCGACUCGAACGGCAAGCUGAGCUGCCUGCUCGAGAAGCGUGUUGCCCCUCCCGUCAUGAUGACCUUUGCUGCCGACAUUGACCACUUCACGCAACAAGCCAAGCUCGGCCUCGCCGUGUCCAUCGAGGCCGCUCCUGAGGAGCUCCAGGACCAGCAGGAGGCGCUCACCCAGAACGCCCCCAACAUUCCCUUUUAA
Akanthomyces muscarius is the source of this 1059-nucleotide messenger RNA. RefSeq lists its product as uncharacterized. The coding region runs from base 1 to 1059 and encodes 352 amino acids. The record is from RefSeq and is a predicted model, not a curated record. Lineage: Eukaryota; Fungi; Ascomycota; Sordariomycetes; Hypocreales; Cordycipitaceae. Gene Ontology annotation, biological process: protein import into mitochondrial matrix. The transcript is spliced from 2 exons. Gene Ontology annotation, cellular component: mitochondrial outer membrane translocase complex; mitochondrial outer membrane. Gene Ontology annotation, molecular function: transmembrane protein transporter activity.